AUGUUGAAACUUUCAGUUUGGGUCCAACAACGACUAGGAAAUGGCGGAUACCGCCCCCUUAAGAAUAAAGUCGAUUUAUCAGAAAAAGUCGACGAAGCAGAUUCGUCUGAACUUGACGAGUAUGUCGAGGUUCACGAGGUCGAGAUACCCCAUAGGCAUCUCUCAUGGGUGAAACAUCUCAAGAAGCUGGUGGUGCUUUUGCCCAGCUUUCUUCACCCCAGCAGCCCUACCGAGAAACCUGCAGACCUCCAUCGAACAGCUUGGCUAGAUGGCCUCAGGGGCGUAGCCGCCUUCUUCGUAGUCUGGCACCACAUGUCGCUCAUCUGGUUCCCCUGGUCCAUCCACAACGGGUGGACCAGCUUCCGGGACCCUCUCAUCCGCUUCCCCAUCGUCCGACUCGCGAUAUCAGGCCUGCCCAACGUCAUGGUGUUCUUCGUCAUAUCCGGAUACGCCCUCAGCCACAAGCCCCUGCGCCUCCUGCGCCAGGACCGCCGCGCCGAGGCGUACGACGCCCUCGCCUCGUCCACGUUCCGCCGCCACCCGCGCCUCUUCCUCCCGGCCGUGCUGCUGUGUCUCCCCUGCAUCCUCGCGGCGUACGCGGGGGCAUACGGAGACGGCGCCCGCAUGCCCGGCGCCGCGGUGCCGACGCAGAACCCCCCGCGCUGCGCCACGCCAUGGCAGCAGGCCCUCGACUUUGCCGCCGCGGCCGCGCGGCUCUGCGACCCCUUUUCCGGCGGCGCCAUAGGCUGGGCCUACAACAACGCCCUCUGGACGCUGCCGGUCGAGUUCCGCGGCUCGCUCGUCGUGUUCGGCUUGCUGCUGGCGCUGGCGCGCGUCCGCAGUGCUGCUCGCUUGUCGCUGGUCUUGCUCGUGGCGAUCUACUGUCUAUGCUUCGCUCACUGGGCGGAGUUUCUCUUUGUCGGGGGAAUGCUGGUGGCGGAUUUGCAGUUCGCGACCGCGGAGACUGGGGAGGAUUGGGGGUUGGGGUUGGGGUUAGGGUUGGGGUUGGUACUACCCGAGGGCCACGGGGCGGGAAGCAAACGGCCCCGGCGGAUACGGGCCAUAGUCGCAGUAGCGCUUCGGUGGUGGAGACGUGUGCUCGAGUGCCGUGCGUUGCAGCACGCGGCCUCUUUACUUUCCUUCUUGGGCGCUCUCUACGUCCUGGGCAUGCCAAAGCUAGACAGGGGCGGGGCGGACACGCCUGGGUACCGGGCUCUGGCCGCGCUGAUCCCCGAGCGCUGGAGAACGGCUGGGUCGCCCGAUCACUUCUGGCCUGCCAUCGCAGCGGUCUGGCUCGUGUGGACAAUCGGCCACGCCCCGUUCCUCCAGCGCGCGUUCACGUGUCGUUUUGCGCAGUACCUCGGGCGCAUAUCGUACCCGCUCUAUCUUGUGCACUUGCCCAUGCUGCACAGUUUUGGGUUCAGGAUGGGGAAGGCAUUUCUCGGGCUCACGGGGUCGGACACGGAGGUUCGCUAUCUUGUAGGGGUGGCUAUGGCGGCGGCUGUGGUCUGGGUUAUGGUGGUUUGGGUCGCGGAUCUGGGGUGGCGGUUCGUGGAUGUUAAGGUGGUUGGGUUUGCGGCGUGGGGGUAUGGGAGGUUGGGUAAGAGGACGGGUGGGAGGUGA
Hypoxylon fragiforme is the source of this 1623-nucleotide messenger RNA. Its product is annotated as acyltransferase family-domain-containing protein. Gene Ontology annotation, molecular function: acyltransferase activity, transferring groups other than amino-acyl groups. The transcript is spliced from 2 exons. Gene Ontology annotation, biological process: polysaccharide biosynthetic process. Lineage: Eukaryota; Fungi; Ascomycota; Sordariomycetes; Xylariales; Hypoxylaceae. The record is from RefSeq and is a predicted model, not a curated record. Bases 1 to 1623 code for a protein of 540 amino acids. Gene Ontology annotation, cellular component: membrane.